Ipomoea triloba (trilobed morning glory) is the source of this 1098-nucleotide messenger RNA. RefSeq names its product anaphase-promoting complex subunit 10. The coding region runs from base 176 to 751 and encodes 191 amino acids. NCBI's taxonomy places the organism in Eukaryota, Viridiplantae, Streptophyta, Magnoliopsida, Solanales, Convolvulaceae. The record is from RefSeq and is a predicted model, not a curated record. Gene Ontology annotation, biological process: anaphase-promoting complex-dependent catabolic process; protein K11-linked ubiquitination. The transcript has 7 exons. Gene Ontology annotation, cellular component: anaphase-promoting complex.
AGUCCUUGCUGAUUCUGCAUUUCCGCCCUUCCCCGCUGCGUCGAUACUGCUGUCUCCGAUCUAUGGUCUCCGCUGCGACAGCGCCGACGAGGCGACGAGAACUCUGAACUCUGCCUCCCCCGCUUCUAGUUUUCUACGCCUCCGCAGCAAAGUCCACCCAAGUAAGGUAAACUCAAUGGCAGAUUCAUCAGAAGGAGAGGAAGAAGGGAAGCUGACAGGAGGUAGCCAACAGCUUUUGGUUGAUGAUGACCUCUGUGAGAUGGCUAAGAAGGCUGCUUGGAGUGUCAGCUCUUGCAAAGCUGGAAAUGGCAUUACUUCCCUUCGAGAUGAUAACCUUGAUACAUACUGGCAAUCUGAUGGUGCACAACCUCAUCUGGUAAAUAUACAGUUCCAGAAGAAAGUAAAGCUCCAAUUAGUAGUUUUAUAUGUUGAUUUCAAGCUUGAUGAGAGCUACACCCCUAGUAAGAUUUCAAUUCGUGCCGGUGAUGGUUUCCACAACUUGAAGGAGAUAAAAUCAGUGGAACUUGUCAAGCCAACCGGAUGGGUGUAUAUAUCAUUGUCUGGGAAUGAUCCUCGUGAAACCUUUGUCAACUCUUUCAUGUUGCAAGUGGCAAUUUUGUCAAAUCAUCUGAAUGGGAGGGACACUCAUAUCCGCCAGAUUAAAGUCUAUGGACCUAGGCCGAAUCCCAUUCCACUUCAACCAUUCCAGUUCACCUCAACAGAGUUCAUUACCUACUCUAUUGUGAGGUAAAACUCAUGUUUCAAUGUAACAAAACAGCUGAUUCAAGGUUGUUUAAGGAUGGUAGGUGUUUAGAAAGUGCAAAACAAGUGUAUCAUGGCCCAAUGCAAUGCAAUGCUGGCUGAUUGAAAUUGGGCAGUUUUAGUCCAUCGAGUAAUUAAAAAUGUUGGAUAAUGUUAACUUGUAAGUUUUUUUAUUUGAAUGAAAAUGAGAACAAUAUGAGAGGAUAAACAUGACUUGUGGAACUAAUAGUUCAUACACCUGAGAUCACUAUUAUUGAUUAUGAGUGUGUUGUCAGUUAUUCGUGGAUGAAUUAUCAAAUAUUUUCAAAUGUACUGUAAUAAUUACAGAAGCACCAC